Messenger RNA from Microplitis demolitor, 2418 nucleotides. Its product is annotated as solute carrier family 35 member G1. The coding region runs from base 51 to 1103 and encodes 350 amino acids. The transcript is spliced from 4 exons. NCBI's taxonomy places the organism in Eukaryota, Metazoa, Arthropoda, Insecta, Hymenoptera, Braconidae. Gene Ontology annotation, cellular component: membrane. The record is from RefSeq and is a predicted model, not a curated record.
UAAUAAUUACACUCGUAUUAAAUAUUAUUUAUCUAAAAAUAAUAAUAAAAAUGUAUCUUCUCAGCGUCCUGAAACUAACGAUCAAACAAAAUAUGAAAUUCAAUAUCGAAUCAACGACUUCAUAUAAUAGUAUUCAUCCAGCUUAUCAACACACUGAACAGUUUGAAAAUAACAUCGAGUCUUAUCGUAAUGGUACUCAGUGGUUCGGUAUUUUACUUGCAUUCAUAUCUGGUGCAUUUUUUACUAUAAGUUCAGGACUUGUGAAAGCUGUUGAAAAUGUUGAUCCCAUGGUAUUACUUAGCAUUCGUGCAGUACUACAAAUAAUUAUCACGCUUUUCAUUGCUCUUCGACGCGGUAAAAAUUUACUCGGUCCGAAAGGAUCCCGAUUGCUGCUUAAUUUUCAAGGAAUGGUUGGAGGGAUGACUUUGGCACUAUUAUAUUACAGUUUUCGAAAAUUGCCACUUGGUGAUGCAACUACUAUUAUCUUCAGUUCUCCAGUCAUUGUUUUAAUAUUAUCGUUUAUUUUUCUUAAAGAACCAUGCGGAGUUCUUCGAAUAUUCGUAAUUUGUAUACUUUUUGCCGGCGUUAUUUUAGUAUUUAAACCUCCAUUUAUUUUUCAGGUAAACGAAGCGGAAUCAUAUGAUGUUAUGGGUUAUAUAUGUGCUAUUCUUGCAGCUUUAUUCACAGCAUUGAAUAUAGUUAUAAUGAGGAAAUGCUCAGAAAUUUAUUACGCUGUUGUUGUUCUUAAUAUUUCAAUGUGGAUUCUCAUUUCAUCUAUUCUUUUCUUUUUCUUCAUCUCGGAAGCUCAUCAACAUAUCCAGGCGUUUCCCAAUGAUUGGAUAACUUGGAGUCUCAUACUUUUGGUUGCUGCAACCGGGCUUUGUGGCCAAGUAUUGGUCACGAAAGCUUUGAAAAUUGAAGGAGCUGGUAAAGUAUCCGUCACACGUUCUCUGGAUAUUAUAUUAGCAUAUAUUAUUCAAAUAUACUUUUUUGGUGACAUACCUAACUCAACCAGUAUUGUUGGAGCAGUUUUAAUACUUGGUUCUGUUAUCACAAUGGGAUUUGAAAGAGAAAUUUAUGGAAUUUGUGAUUAUAUUCCUUAAUGUAGACAAAUAAAAUAAGUUAUAAGUGAGAAUUAUUUUUUAAAUAUAAUAAAUUUACAUAAGAUUUCAUCCGUUACUCAUCCAUUCAGAAUAUCAUGUGAUGUUAAUGCCUUUUAAUCUUUAGAGGAUUAACUAAUUCUAAAGAAGACUCACAACUGGACAUUAGUACGACACACUUAUUGAAUAAAAUACUAUUCGAAACAGAAGAUAAAUAAGACAUUUACGUAUAACAAUAAAUAAAGUCACUUGAUCAUGUUCGAUAAUACAUAGGGACCACAGAUUUCUGAAACUGAAAUUCUCUAACCUAUCCAGGUAUUUCGGUCAAAUAAUUAAAAAAUACCCUGACUAUAUGUAAUUAUACUAAAUCAUUGGAAAUAUUUAUUUAAUUCAAUAUAAAAUGGGAUAAGUCAGUUCAAUGAAUAACCAAUCGUUGUCGAUAAAUGAAACUUUAUUUUAUUAUUUGUCAAUGAUCAUACACUGAUAAAAGAAUUUAUUAAAUGUUAAUAAAUUUAUUUGUUUGGGUGCAAUAAUUUCAUUUAUUAAAUACAAAUUAAUAUUUGUUAACAUUUAAUAAAUAUUUCUUUGGAAUAAAAGUAUAUUUAUUAACAGUUAAUAAAUUAUUUUUCGAGUGAAUGUGUCUUUUUUACGGUGCACCGUGAAGAUCGUUCAUAAAGAAAUAACGCUAUAACCCUUCUUAACAAAGAUAUGAUACUGAAUACUGAACAUAAACACAUAUUUUUGUGGCGAAUUUUAAAUAAAAAAGGUUAAAGUGGCCCAUAAAGUUUUUUAAAAAUUGAUUGAAAUGAAUGUGUUGGUAAAUUCAUGGGGUCUAGGUGAACUAUACCCAAUGUUGAUGAGUCAGUACAAACAAACGAAUAAGAUUAAAGUCUUCAUACAUAUCGGAAACCUUGAAACUUAUUAAUAUAAAAAUUAUUAUCAUUUUAGUUGAAUAGUUUUUCUUAUUUUUCUGUAAAGCAUGAUAUAACUGAUUUAGAUACUCCGAAGGAAUCAUAGAAAAUAAUAGAGAUGAAAUGAAAUUCAUGUAACAUCAAGCAGAGUUCAUGUUUUUUCUCGUCGUGACUUGAUUUAAGUUAUAUUUAUGUAAUUAUUAAUUUACCAUCAUACAUAUUAUAUUUUUUGCAUAUUUGUUAAAAAAAAAUAAAAAAAUUUUAAUGAAACGAAUAUUAAUUAUAAAUAUUUUUAAUUUACAUUUUAAAUUCUUUCAAUUUAUAUUACCCUAAUAAUUUUCACCGCAAAAAAAAACUGUAAUUUAUUACAACAAUUUUUAUAUGAUUCAUUUCAUUUUCUCUAUUUU